Oncorhynchus tshawytscha (Chinook salmon) is the source of this 3096-nucleotide messenger RNA. Its product is annotated as cactin. The record is from RefSeq and is a predicted model, not a curated record. The coding region runs from base 150 to 2753 and encodes 867 amino acids. Gene Ontology annotation, molecular function: protein binding. Gene Ontology annotation, biological process: negative regulation of innate immune response; mRNA cis splicing, via spliceosome. The transcript has 10 exons. NCBI's taxonomy places the organism in Eukaryota, Metazoa, Chordata, Actinopteri, Salmoniformes, Salmonidae. Gene Ontology annotation, cellular component: spliceosomal complex; cytoplasm.
GUGAUGGGAUCCCUUCGUGUUUUUGAAGUUAAUAUUUAGGUUUGUAAUCGUCCUAACGAUUCUUGAUUGUUCUUGCGAACAAAAAUCAUUAUACAGCUCCGAUUUACGCGACGUAGAACGGACCACAACGUUUUGGAAACACAUUUGCCAUGGGUCCGAAAAAGUAUCAUCGGUCCCGUUCUGGCUCUCGUAUUCGGAACCGAAACAGGUCCAAAAUAAGUAGAUCACGAUCACCCGAAGAGAAAAGAUGCCGGAGUCGGUCCGUGGGUCGGAACCAAAAUCCCCAGAGAAUUGCGCGUUCUGAGAGCGGAAGCUCGGACAGCAGUGGUGGAUCUGCGGGGCGACAAUGGCCGCCUAGCAGAGGCCAUCCCGGGUCGAGAAGCGACUCAGACAGCGACCAGAGACGUAAACUGAAGGGCAAGUCAAAAGACCGAUCCAGCUCUGACUCAGAUGAUCCAAAGGAGAGGAAGGAAAGAGAGAAAAAGAAAGGCAGAAGAGAAGACAAAGGAGAGAAGAGGGGCUGCAGCCAGUCCCAGUCCGAUUUAGGGUCCAGUGUAAACCGGAAGAGAGUGAAGGAUGGGGGGAGCAUUGACCGGGAGAGGAGAUGGCAGAGGAGUGCAGACAGAGGGAGCAGAAGCCCUAGCAGAGAGAGGGAACGACAGAUCAGGGAGAGGAUGAAAAGCAGAGAGAGGGACCCAAGCCGAGGUGAGGAGAGUAGUCAAGACAGAGAGAGAAGCAGCCGGAGGAGUGAAAACCGCGGGAGGAGAGAGGGAAGCAGCGGUAGGGACAAAGAUAGGAAAAGACGUCGCUCUGGCUCCUCUGACUCGUCUAAGAGCUCUGGGUCGGAGGGCGGGGCCUGUGGAGGCAGCCCGGGGUCUGGAGAGGCCGGGCCCUCGGCCCGAGAUGAGAAGAAGAACCAGAGAGAGAUGCUGAAGGCCCUGGAGACCCCAGAGGAGAAGAGGGCCAGACGACUGGCCAAGAAGGAGGCCAAGGAGAGGAAGAAGAGGGAGAAGAUGGGCUGGAGUGAGGAGUACAUGGGCUAUACCAAUGCAGACAACCCCUUUGGAGACAACAACCUGCUGGGCACCUUCAAAUGGCAGAAGGCUCUAGACAGGAAGGGCAUUGGCCAUCUGGGUGAGAAGGACCUGAAAGACAGAAACAAACGCAUCCAGGAGGAGAAUCGUAGAGAACUGCAGAAGGUGAAGCAGCUGCGACUGGAGAGGGAGAGAGAGAAGGCCAUGAGAGAGACGGAGCUAGAGAUGCUGCAGAGAGAGAAGGAGGCAGAGCAUUUCAAAACCUGGGCAGAACAAGAGGAUAACUUCCACCUGCACCAGGCCAAGCUACGGUCUAAGAUCCGUAUCCGUGACGGCCGUGCUAAGCCCAUAGACCUGUUGGCUAAGUACAUCAGUGCUGAGGAUGACGACCUGGCUGUGGAGAUGCACGAACCUUACACCUUCCUCAAUGGACUCACCGUCACUGACAUGGACGACCUGCUUGAAGACAUCAAGGUGUACAUGGAGCUGGAGCAGGGCAAGAAUGUGGACUACUGGAGGGACAUGACCACCAUCACAGAGGAUGAGAUCAGCAAGCUCCGGAAACUGGAGGCAUCUGGAAAAGGCCCAGGUGACCGUCGUGAUGGCAUUAACACGUCAGUGAGCACCGAUGUUCAGAUAGUGUUUAAGGGAAAGACCUACAGCCAGCUCCAGGCGCUGAACCUCAACAUGGAGACUAAGAUCCGAGCUGGGGGAUCCAACCUGGACAUAGGCUACUGGGAGAGUCUGAUGCAGCAAGUCCGGGUCUACAUGGGCCGAGCACGGUUGAGAGAGAGGCACCAGGAUGUGUUGCGUCAGAAGCUGUUCAAGCUGAAACAGGAACAGGGAGUGGAGAGUGUGCCUCUCUUCCCCAUUAUCAAAGAGGAGGAAGAGGAUGUGCCCGAGAAAGAAGACCCUCCCUCAAAGGAGCCUGGCGCCGCCUCUUCCUCCCCUUCCGCCAAUCAGAAGAGCGCUACAGAGAAGGAUGACCAAGUGGCAGGCCCAUCCACAGAGGGAGAUGGUGAGAAGGAGGGAGAGGAGAAGGGUGAGGUGGUAGAGGCAGUUCUGACCGAGGAGGAUUUGAUCCAGCAGAGCCAGGCAGAGUAUGACUCUGGCCGCUACAGUCCCACCCUGCUGCUGCCCUCAGAGCUACCGCUGGACACACACACCAUCACACCUGACGAAGACACACAAAAACUACACCUCUCACGCACACAGCUCGCCGUCACAGGUGAUGCCAAUGAGAAUGCGGAGGAUGAGUUUGUGCGUCGUGCCAAACAGGGCAUGGGCGGGGACGAGGCUCAGUUUAGCGUGGAGCUUCCCCUAACGGGCAAGAUGUACCUGUGGGCCGACAAAUACCGUCCCCGGAAACCCCGCUUCUUCAACAGGGUCCACACAGGCUUUGAGUGGAACAAAUAUAACCAGACGCAUUACGACUUCGACAACCCUCCGCCUAAGAUCGUCCAGGGCUACAAGUUCAACAUCUUCUACCCGGACCUGAUCAACAAACGUUCCACGCCGCAGUACUUCCUAGAACCCAGUCCUGACAACAAGGACUUUGGGGUUCUGCGGUUCCACGCGGGCCCGCCAUACGAGGACAUUGCCUUUAAGAUCGUGAACCGCGAGUGGGAGUACUCUCACCGUCAUGGGUUCCGCUGUCAGUUCGCCAAUGGGAUUUUCCAGCUGUGGUUCCACUUCAAGAGGUACCGCUACAGGAGAUAGAACUGGCUAACUGUCCAACACCAACCCAGACUGGGAACCUCAGACUGUCAGGUUUUAACCAUAGAUAUGCUAUGUUAAUGUACUGUGUAUCUGUUGUGUUUUUAUUGGUUGUCUUAGUGUUAACCUUUCUCUUUGUUAUCACUACGGCAACCCAGACCAUUCCGUUGUCACAAAGAAUGGUUUCCAUUUGUUUGAUCAGCUACUGCUUUUCAAUGUACAGUUGAAUUUGGAAGUUUACAUAUACCUUAGCCAAAUACAUUUAAACUCAGUUUUUCACAAUUCCUGACAUUUAAUCAUCCUAGUAAAAAUUCCCUGUCUUAGGUCAGUUAGGAUUACCACUUUA